UAUGAUUGUGUGUUUGUGAACACAAAUGCAGCUGUUGAAGGGAUGGGGGGGAUGGACAUAGGCCGUGUCAUGUGCUUUUUCUCUUUCACGUUUGAGGCGGUUUCAUAUCCAUGUGCUGUAGUGCACUGGUUCGAGAAAGCCAGCAAUGGACCUGACGAGGACACUGGCAUGUGGAUUGUAAAACCUUCAUAUGAUACUGACCAUUCUCCACUAAUUGGAAUUAUCCAUAUUGAUUCCAUUUACUGGGCUGCACACCUCAUUCCGAUCUAUGGAACGCAUCCCAUCCCAGAGAACCUCAAACACUAUGACUCAUAUGAUGCCUUCUGCACAUUCUAUGUAAACAGGUUUGCAGAUCACCACACAUUUGAGAUCACAUCUUAG
Messenger RNA from Suillus subalutaceus, 381 nucleotides. RefSeq lists its product as uncharacterized. The annotation marks the transcript as partial. Lineage: Eukaryota; Fungi; Basidiomycota; Agaricomycetes; Boletales; Suillaceae. The record is from RefSeq and is a predicted model, not a curated record. The transcript has a single exon.